Messenger RNA from Peromyscus maniculatus bairdii (prairie deer mouse), 5650 nucleotides. RefSeq names its product zinc finger CCCH-type containing 11A (gene Zc3h11a). Lineage: Eukaryota; Metazoa; Chordata; Mammalia; Rodentia; Cricetidae. Gene Ontology annotation, molecular function: metal ion binding. The record is from RefSeq and is a predicted model, not a curated record. Gene Ontology annotation, biological process: poly(A)+ mRNA export from nucleus.
UCAAGAGCACUUGGAGCUGGUUUUCACCUUGAGGAAGCAGUGACUUAUUCCAAAAAGCCACUUCUGGCCUGAGAAUUUACCCGGCAUGCCUAAUCAGGGAGAAGACUGCUAUUUUUAUUUCUAUUCUACAUGCACCAAAGGUGACAGCUGCCCUUUCCGUCACUGUGAAGCUGCACUAGGAAAUGAAACUGUUUGCACGUUAUGGCAAGAAGGUCGUUGUUUUCGACAGGUGUGCAGAUAUCGCCACAUGGAAAUUGAUAAAAAACGAAGUGAAAUUCCUUGUUAUUGGGAAAAUCAGCCAGUGGGAUGUCAAAAAUUAAACUGUGCUUUCCAUCACAACAGAGGUCGUUACGUUGAUGGACUGUUCCUACCUCCAAGCAGAAGUGAGAUUGGUUUUGAUUCUAAAAGGGAACAGUUGCUAUUCACUGUGUUACCCACUGGGCCUGAGUUGCAAGAAGAAGAAGUCAAGGCCAGCCAACUCACAGUUCAGCAGAACAAAUUGUCGGUCCAGUCUAAUCCCUCCCCUCAACUGCGGAGUGUAAGGAAAGUAGAAAGUUCGGAAAAUGUCCCCAGCCCCACGCAUCCACCCGUUGUAAUCAACGCUGCCGAUGAUGAUGAAGACGAUGAUGAUCAGUUUUCUGAGGAGGGCGAUGAAAGCAAGACACCUGCCCUGCAGCCAACCUCUGAGGUUCACAAUGGACUCCGAGUGGCUUCUGCCCGGAAACCCGGAGUCGCUUUAAAGCAAGGUGAAUGUUUGAAUUUUGGAAUAAAAACUCUUGAGGAAAUUAAAUCAAAGAAAAUGAAGGAAAAAUCCAAGAAGCAAGGUGAAAGCUCCUCAGGAGUUUCCAGUGCUUUACAUCAGCCUCAGUCCAAUCCAGGCCCUGAAAAGGAGAAUGUGCGGACUGUGGUGAGGACAGUAACUCUCUCCAGCAAACAAGAAGAGCCCUGGGUUAGACUGAGUCUUCCUGAGAGACUGGGAAAACGAAAAUUUUCAGUAGGUGGUGACAGUGAUCCCCCAUUAAAGCGAAGCCUUGCACAGAGGCUGGGAAAAAAGGUGGAAGCUCCAGAAACUAACCUUGAUAAAGCACCAAAGAAAGAGAGAGUUAACAAAGCUGGUGAGAUCCACGUGAAGACAUUGGAAGAAAUUCUUCUUGAAAGAGCCAGUCAGAAACGUGGAGAAUUACAAACUAAACUGAAGACAGAAGAGCCUUCCCGGACUGAUGAGUCUCCAUCAGGAACCAAAAGCUCUUCCUCAGUGCGGAUCAAAACCUUCUCUGAGGUCCUGGCUGAAAAGAAACAUCGGCAGCAGGAAAUGGAGAGACAGAAACCCAAAAAGGAUACAGGUUGCCCCAAGUCGACAGCAGAUCCUGAUGUGAAGAAGACUGGGAGUCUGUUACCUGUUGCUGUCAGCAAAGGACAGGCAGAGGAGCCUGCGGGAAGAGCCAGGUCCAUGCAGGAGGUGCACAUCAAGACGCUAGAGGAGAUCAAACUGGAGAAGGCCCUGAGGGGACAGCGAAGCUCGGAGAGCAGUGCCAGCUCCCGGCCUCAAGCGGAGGCUAUUCCUGGGGCCAAGAGGCUGCUCCGCAUCACCAAAAGAGCAGGUGCAAAAGAAGAGAAAAACCUCGAGCUCGAAGGCAGUGAAAUUGCGUCUCAGAGCAGUGUGACUAAGACAGAGGCUAGUGAGACUUCAGAUGAGACCAUAAGUGACACCACAAAAAUUCCAGUCAAUAGAUGUGACACUGUCAGAGAGAAGCACACCGAGAAAGAGCAGGAGGCAGGAGCCUCACAGAAGGAGAAGCCAGCCUUGUCGCCUGUCCCCGGAGACGGGGCCUCAUACUUCACCCGGGUGGUGGGGAAGCCCGUGCUCACUGCUGUAUCAGGCAUCACACGGCACCUGGCCAAGCGCCUCCCCACAGAGUCAUCCCCAAAGGGGGAGGUAGAAACCUCUGGAAUCGGGGACUCCAUACUGAAUGUGAAAUGUGCAGCACAGACUUUGGAAAAAAGGAGUAAAGCCAAACCCAAAGUUAAUGUGAAGCCGUCUGUGGUCAAGGUUGUUUCAUCUCCCAAACUGGCUCCAAAACGCAAGGCAGUGGAGGUGCACCCGGCUGUCAUUGCAGCAGUGAAGCCGCUCAGCGCCGGCGGUGUCCUGCAGGAAAGCCCCGCCAAGAAAGCGGCUGUGGCUGUGGUCCCCCUUCUCUCUGAGGAUACAUCCAUCGCCAUGUCUGAGACAGAAACACCUAAGGACAGUUUUGCGCUGCCUUCAACCCAGUCCUCUUCAGAACCCUCGCUCCCAGAAGGAUCUGGCCCUUCCUCAUCCCAGGUGGCAUCUAAACCUCGCCGACUGAGCUCUGCCUCAACAGGAAAGCCUCCACUCUCCGUGGAAGAUGAUUUUGAGAAACUAAUAUGGGAAAUUUCAGGAGGCAAAUUAGAAGCUGAGAUUGACUUGGAUCCUGGCAAAGAUGAAGACGACCUUCUGCUUGAGCUCUCAGAGAUGAUUGACAGCUGAAGCUGAUGGUGAGGACGCUUUAAAGAAAAAAAAAAAAAAACCCUCACCAAAACUGGACUUAGUUUCAUCUAUUCUAACAUUUGCCUGAGGUGAUCAUUUCUUUAGUCUCAAAUUUUGCCCAAAUCAAAAGUAUACCUCUGAAGUACCCGUGUGUGUCCUGGUUCCCCUGGGGUCAGAUCUUUACAUCCCUUGAUGACUGUUUGUCCAUUUGAUGCCAUUGUUUAGUAUCUCUGAGAAGAAAGUUCUGUAAUGCCCUUCUCUCCACCCAAGACUGAGCUCCCAAUGAAAUGGUGCGAGAGAACUCCGUGGCUCCUUGAGGCGUUUGUCAGUGUGGGCAAGCUUCCCUUUGCUGUAUUUAUUUAUGUAUUGUCUUAAGAUUAUCAGAGUUGAAAACGAAGACAGCUGCUAACCAUUGUGGACCAAAUGUCAUGCUACCACUAAACAAAAGACCCACUCCGUCUAUGUUAAAUUGUAUGUCUUUUUAAAGGUAUUUGGAGAUUCGUCUAAGCUUUAAAGGGGCCGAGCGGCUCGAGAACCUGAGAUGUGGACAGAACUCUGGACCCGUCCUGUUGCAUUAGCUGCUCCAUAAGCCUCUGAAGAGCAAUAGCUAAUUUAUUAUUACUGUAAUUUUUUAAAGGCUUUAAAGUGCCUCAGGGGUCCCCUGAAACGAAUUUUCUACUUCUGGGAUUCCCUGGAUUCUUUAUAAGAUGGUGACAUGACUAGGGAAAUUCUUUUUUUAGUGUGAAAAUUGUCCCUUUUCUUCAAUACCUUUCUCCUACUGGCAUUGAAUUAUCACAGAGACAGAAAAUUGGUAAAUUUUAUAAUUUCUAACUCUCCCAGGAAACUCCUCUUGCCUAGUAUUUAUUUGAUGUGCUUUAACCACGGGAGGAGGGGAAAAAAAAAAAACAACAACAAAAAAAGCCAACCUCAUUCAAGCUGCCAGUAUUGAUCUCCGGACUGUAGCAGUACACUGGGCUGUGCUGUCGCAGGGAUGGCGAGAUGCUCUGGGGUGUAUUGGAUACCUCCAGUUUCUUCAUUUCUGGAUUGAGUUUUCUUUUCUUGAUGUUGGUCUUCAUAUCACCUCAAGGUUUAGACUUGUGAACGAACAAGUCUGAUGAGGGUAAUAGUCUUGAAAUGAGACACUGUACAGAAUUGGAAGGCGGAAAGAAAGACUUGUUCAUUGUGAUACUUUCUGUAGGCGGCCAGUUUGUUUCUCAUAGGGAAAUCCUGGAUCACCCGUCGUCAUCUUGGCUCCUAAGGAACUGCUGUUGUAAGCGGCUCAUCAAGAGUUGAAGUUCAUGUAGCCUUGUUGGGAAUAUGGAAAAGGAAGAAAGCCACAGGACUGCCCGUUCAGUCUGGGAAGAUCUGGAUGAUUCUGCACAUGCAAAAAUGACUUGAAAUUUAUGUAUAGACACUUGUACCAAUCCAUCUUCAGCUGACUGAAUGUUGUAAGAUAGCCCUUCUCCAAAGCAGGGGUGGAAUGUUCUGCUUUCACCACACAUUUUAUAAACACAUUUCCUUUUUUGAAUUGACCUAUAGAUUGUAGGUCCCUUUUGUAUAUAACCUUUAUUCUUUUGCUUUAAAAGAAAGUCUGUUCAUAUUUAAUGCCCUGUAUUAGUCAAUGAUUUUCGUUCAACAUUAUUUGAACCAUUUGCCAUUACCGAAAGAGAAAUACUUAUUUGUGUUUUAAAUAAAACUGAUAUAGGAAAUCUUUAGGUCUUAUCAUUAUAACUUAAGUGAUGCUGUUAAUUUUUUAAAAGGAGGGCAGGUUUAAAAGUGAUCUUAAUAUUCAGUGAUUGAGAAUUUUCAAACAUGAAGAUGGAAGAAAAGCUUUAAUUAGAAGAGUGCAGGUUUUUCGAUCUGUAUACUGACUUCUUACUGUUACAAAAAUACGUGUAAAUUUUUAGUAACCAAAGACGAUAAGUUUUUUCCUCCUAGUAGCCUAAUAGUCCCAGGCUGAGGCUAUAACUUAGUAGUGGACCAUUGGCCUAGUGUACAUGAGGCUUGGUCCAGCCUAAUGCUGUCCCCCACAUAGCCCCAAAAGGUCCCAUCAGUUGAAUGAACUCUUCAUGUACAUAUCUUAAUGGUCAUAGAGCAAAUGUUGCAGCUUGGCUCUGCCCCAAAUUUUGGAGAUAGCUUUACAGUUUAUAUUUUUUCAAGAUUAGGCCAGAUGUAGUGGCACAUGCCUUUAAUCCCAAGCAGAAACAGGAGGGUCUCUGAAUUCCAGGCCAAAAAAGAAAAGACAACAAGAUUAAAAUCUGUGAAAUUCUGACCUUAACAAUAGCAUCUCUUAUGUGGCUCUGUGCAUUCUCAUCUCUGCCAGUCUCAGGAGCUCCCAUAGAGAGAAGGCUAACACAAAGAGCUAACUACAGUUCACACACGAAGCUUGAGUUAUGUGGGCCAGACUCCUGGGAUCCGUUCUGAAACUAUUGCUUCACUUCAUCUGAAUAAUUCUGCAGUUAUUUAAGUGUGAUGCCCUUGAAUUUGGCAGUUUAACAGAAGGACAUUCGUGCUUACUAGAUAUAAUAACAGUUCCUGAGGACCCAUUUUGAAACAAUCUACAGAAAGGUCACUGCUAGCUUCCAGGGUCAGUCUUCUCAAGCCCAACUGUGUGUGUAGACCAGCGUCUGCAGCUCAGGCUGACCUGCCUUUCUGGAGUCUCUUACCUCCACCACCCAAGUGCUUAGAUGAAAGAUGACCCACGCCUGGUUCAUGUGGUGCUAGGGAUGGACCCCAGAGUCUGGUGCUGAGCUACACCCCAAACCCUGCAGCUGGUUUUUAAUUUGCAAAGUGAUGUCAGGGGGCGGUGCUGCUGGAGAGAUGGCUCAGCUGAGAAAGGCACUUGACUCAUAAUCCUGGCAACCAGAGUCCAACAAAGAUGGACAGAUGUUGUCCUCUGACUUCCUAUGCUUGGGCCAUGUCACAUGCUCCUAGCCCCUACAACAAGUUUCUAAUAAUUAAAAGAGCCAGUGAUUUAUGACCACCAAGCCUGGUGACCUGAGUUCAACCCUUAACACUAGUAAAAUGAGCAAAAAAUCUGCCUUGAUUCCCAAGCAGCAAUCUAGGAUUUUAUGGUCUUUGGUUGUUUUGUUUUUUGGUGUUUUUUUAUUUUUAUUUUUUUUAAUUAAAGGUUUCAGAAGUCUA